AUGGAUUCCUUUGUGAUUGUGUUCAUCGAUGAUAUAUUGGUCUACUCGAGGAGUAGGGAGGACCACGAGAAACACCUGAGGAUUGUUCUUGGUCCUGUGGUAUCAAAGGAUGAGAUUAUAGUUGAUCCUAAGAAGAUUAAGGCCAUGAGAGAUUGGGCUAGGCCCACUUCAGUGACAGAGAUUCGUAGCUUUGUGGGUUUGGCCAGUUACUAUCGUCGAUUCGUGAAGGGGUUUGCAUCCAUUGCUUCACAUUUUACCCGAUUAACUCAGAAAGAAGUACCUUUUCAGUGGACCGACGAGUAUUUACUGACUACAGCUUCGAUUCUAGCAUUGCUCGUGGAGUGCAAGGAUUUUGUGGUAUUGUGA
This is a messenger RNA of Lycium barbarum (goji berry), 366 nucleotides long. RefSeq lists its product as uncharacterized. The transcript has 2 exons. The record is from RefSeq and is a predicted model, not a curated record. Bases 1 to 366 code for a protein of 121 amino acids. NCBI's taxonomy places the organism in Eukaryota, Viridiplantae, Streptophyta, Magnoliopsida, Solanales, Solanaceae.